AUGAAGUCCGUCUCUCACACAGAGGGAAUGCACAUGCAUUGCUUCACGGGAGACAGUUACGUCGUGGAGAAGUGGCUGGAGGUGUUCCCGGAAACGUAUUUUGGUUUUACCGAUACAGUUGAAAGGUUCAACAGACACCAGCAGGAGGCAGUUACAGGCAUCUACGAGAGUAGAUUGCUCUUGGAGACAGAUGCGCCGUAUUUCCCUUUGCCGGGCAACAAGUGGUCGUCACCGAGCCAGAUCCACAAAGCUGCUAGACUUGUGGCGGAACUAAGGAACGUGUCUGUGGAGAAGGUGUUGGCAGCCACUACUGAAAAUGCCUUGAGACUUUAUGGACUGCGGGCUUAA
Molecule: messenger RNA, 348 nt
Organism: Dreissena polymorpha
Lineage: Eukaryota; Metazoa; Mollusca; Bivalvia; Myida; Dreissenidae
Exons: 1
Coding region: 1-348 (115 amino acids)
Molecular function (GO): hydrolase activity, acting on ester bonds
Source: RefSeq, a predicted model, not a curated record